Messenger RNA from Trichophyton benhamiae CBS 112371, 1317 nucleotides. Its product is annotated as C2H2 transcription factor (Con7), putative. The transcript is spliced from 4 exons. The coding region runs from base 1 to 1317 and encodes 438 amino acids. The record is from RefSeq and is a predicted model, not a curated record. Gene Ontology annotation, biological process: regulation of DNA-templated transcription. NCBI's taxonomy places the organism in Eukaryota, Fungi, Ascomycota, Eurotiomycetes, Onygenales, Arthrodermataceae.
AUGGACAGGCCUGCCUCCGACUACGCGCAGCCAGGUUUGAGCCCUCAAUAUCCAAGUCUCCCGGAGGCACAGUCUGAACAGUCAACCGCAGAUCAGGCAACUGCUUCUGCUGCCGUCGCAUCCCCUACCCAGACCGAAGCUCGUCGAACACCUCAGUCCCAGUACUCAGCGCCUCCAGAACCUCGAUCGGGCGGUAUCUCGGCCUCGAAUACCCCCCAACCAGACUACAACUUGCAUCAGAACUCUUCCCAUCCACCACCGCCUCCGGCCGCCGCGCGCCCGUCUCCGUACCCUGAAUACCUGACGCGCCAGCCUCAGUACCACCACGCUCCUCAUACUCAAGCCGGCGGGCCGCCAGGUAUGGCUCAAGCAACAAGUCCGUCCAUGAACCCGCAAGAUGGGCAACAGAGUGACCAUCGAAGUCCCGCGCAAAUCCCUCGAUUGCAGCCUCGAGUCCGUCCUAUCCUCCACCAUAUUCUCCUUACGCUCCUCAAAGUCACGACAUGGCGCAAUAUCAGAGUCACCCUCCGCAGAUGUACGCGCGACCAGACUGGCCACACCAGUAUGGCGCUCAUCAACCUGGAAUGCCAGGCCCUUAUAGUUCCCCGGCUUCGAUCCCAGGUUUUCUCUUUUGUGCCUAUCCCUGGCUCUCAACAACACAAGCGGCCUCGACGACGAUAUGAAGAGAUUGAGCGGAUGUACAAGUGCGGCUGGAAUGGUUGUGAAAAGGCCUAUGGCACACUAAAUCAUCUCAAUGCACAUGUCACAAUGCAGUCACACGGCGCUAAGAGAUCUCCAGAUGGUUUGUAUUCCCUUUUUAUUCUCCUAUCCUUGUGUCUUAUAGAGGCUACUCUAUAUUUUCCUUGCCAUCUCCCUGCCAUCUACCCCCUUGCAUCCCUUAGCCUGUGUAACAGAAGCUUGGGUCGCUGCUCGAAGCCUGCAUCUUGGUGGAAAUUCAAAGAGAUCCGCAAGGAAUGGAAAGCCCGCAAGAAAGAGGAAGAUAAUCAGCGCAAGGCCGCCGAGGAGAGAGAACGGGCUGCAGCCCAAGCCAACCAGGUUGAUAGCAAUGGCGCUCCGAGUGGUAGCGGCCAGCCCAGCCAGCCAACUACCUCCUACGCUGCCGGUGUUCGGCCUCAGCUGCCGCCAAUAGGCUAUCAGCCAGCAGAUGGUCAAGUGCCAGGUCAGUAUGGUGCUCCUCCUGGUGGUUUGGUCUAUCCGCCUGGCAAUGGCCAGAUGCCUGCUACCUACUCUCCAAGUUACCCCCAUUCUCCUUAUGGUCAGGGCAGCCAGGUCUACCCACAACCACCGCGUGAGUGA